This is a messenger RNA of Macrobrachium nipponense, 931 nucleotides long. RefSeq names its product cuticle protein AM1199-like. Lineage: Eukaryota; Metazoa; Arthropoda; Malacostraca; Decapoda; Palaemonidae. Gene Ontology annotation, molecular function: structural constituent of chitin-based larval cuticle. The transcript has 3 exons. Gene Ontology annotation, cellular component: chitin-based extracellular matrix. The record is from RefSeq and is a predicted model, not a curated record. Bases 111 to 488 code for a protein of 125 amino acids.
GUAGUUUCGCGGGGUGAGGGGAGACGCCGUGGAGAGAUAUAAAUGUGGCAGGACUUUAGCUUUCUACAUCAGUGGUUCUCGAACAACCAACCGUGCCAGUCGUCGACAUCAUGAAGCUGAUUAUCCUCGCUUGUGUGGCCUGCGUAGCUUUGGCAGCUCCUCAGAUCCAGGAUCCCGUUGCCAUCACUCGUGACGACAGGACUGACAACGCCGAUGGCACUUUCAGUUACGUCUUCGAGGCAGAGAACGGCAUCGUGGCUCAGGCCGCCGGCGUUCAAGGGUCACAGGGGCAGUCCAACAUUGAGGGCUCCUACAGCUUCCCACUGAGUGAUGGCAGCGGCUUCGUCGAGGUGAGGUACGUGGCUGACGAAAAUGGCUUCCGUGCCGAGUCCCCCUUCCUGCCCACCCCCCACCCAACUCCCGCCCACGUCAUCGAACUCCUGAGGAUCGCCGACGAACAGAGAGCUGCAGGAAUCACCUUCGAGUGAUCACUAUCGCCCACCAGAAAUGUUCGUUGAUAAUUGUUAUCUCGUUUCUCUUGUUUCAUUGUCUACGACUCGAGUUAUUCGACGAAGAACGAAAAUUAUUUCACGUCUUGAAUCAUUGAAUACUGCUUUUUUGGAAGCUGUGAAUUUUGGUCUAAGAUAUUUUGAUUUUGCUUCGGUGAAAGAUGUCGUAGCAAAAAAGUAGCCGUGUAAAUUAUAUGUCAUCUGAUUUCAAAAAAUGGUUUAUUCAAAAGAAACAUUAUUUCCUACUGUACCUAUGUUUUAGCCUUUAGAAGUCUUCCUAAAAUUAUAGCUUAUUUGGAAUAUCAAAUAUUAUAUACAUAUCAAUGAAAUACAAUAUAUGAAAAUAUUUACAUGUUUCCAUCGGUGAAAUCCAUUAUUCAACAGAAUCUGACUGCAGUGUCACAAUUAAAAAUCACAAUUAA